This is a messenger RNA of Cyclocybe aegerita, 1437 nucleotides long. NCBI's taxonomy places the organism in Eukaryota, Fungi, Basidiomycota, Agaricomycetes, Agaricales, Hemipholiotaceae. The record is from the annotation of a GenBank genome assembly.
AUGGACCAGGGACUCAAGCCGGGGAGAACCCAGUUCUUCAGAUUCUCUUCUAUCGUCUCUGUCGAACUUCUUGCUGCCCCUAUUAUCCCCAUUUUUGUUUUUGAUGGUGCAGGCCAGCCGUCGCAAAAGCGGGGCAAGAAUGUCAAGAAAAAACCUCACUGGCUUUCUGGGCGCUUUCAGCUAUUCAUUGAGGCAUUCGGGUUUUCAUGGUACACGGCGCCGGGUGAGGCUGAAGCCGAACUUGCAAUGCUGAACAUGAUGGGCAUGAUUGAUGCUAUCAUCUCCGAGGACAGCGAUUGUCUGGUCUUCGGCGGUCUGUGUGUUAUUCGCCUUCAAAACACCAAGGACGCUGGUGACCAGGUCACUAUCAUCACCGCUGAUGCCGCCAGAUCGCACACUCGUGUUUCACUGACUCGAGAGGAGUAUGCCUCUAGGGACUCGGCUGCCUUGGAGCUACCCAAGGGGAAGCUGGUAGACUUCCUGGCUGAUUGGCGAGAGGAUUUCAAGCUGCUCUUGGCUGAUGAUCCAAUGGGAUUGCUGGGACAAAGAUACCCCGCUUUAGUGAAGGCUGUUGGCAACACGUUUCCAUCUGCCGAUGUUGUCGCUCUAUAUGCACAGCCAGUGACUUCAUGGUCCUGUGGAAGGGCUCCAGACACCUCAAAUUGGACUUUGCGCCUGCCCGAUCUUCGUCGCAUUGGAGCACUGUCCGAAAAAUUGUUUUCCUUGGCAUCACAGGACAACAUAUUUUCGACAUUUUCAAGCAAUGUCUGGGAGGGAAUUCUCGUUCGUGACCUGCUUAAGAGAGCUGUCAACCCAGACCCUACACCCGGAUACACCAACAACGGGUUUUAUUCCGGUCACAUUCUCAAAAUCCGAGGCAUCAAGCUUGGUCCGGGUCCGACGCGCUAUCAUCCUGAUGUCCCUGGCUUCUGUCUUUCAGUAUCGGCACAUAUGCUCGCCCACGACACCAUCUUGGCACUACCCAACGAUUGCAACAAGCCCGAAUGCCCACCAGGCCUUCAGGUCAUGAAUGCCUGGGUGCCUCUCCAGAUCCUGGAGACAGCCUUGCUGGCCCUUGUCCAACAUUACUUCACUGCUCAUCCAACAGCAGUUAUUGUUCAACAUUGGACAUCGAUUUUACCAGAUGUAGCUGUCCCUGGUGAUGAUGACAACGACACAAGCUCGGUCUCAUCAACGCCACUAAGCUCAGGUUCAGAUACAGAGAUCCCUGUGGCAGGACCCUCAGACACCCACGGCUCCUCAUCUCACAAUGCCAUCGUUAUUAUGGACGACAAUGAAGAUGGGGACGUAGAUUCUGACAGUGAUCUUCCCUUUUCACCGUUUGUUGAAAGCUCGUCACACACCACUGGCCGUCGUCAGAGCCCAACAAUAUUCCUUGGUAUGAUUGACUUGUGCACACCCUCUCCCUCUCCUUAG